Molecule: messenger RNA, 1513 nt
Organism: Drosophila willistoni
Lineage: Eukaryota; Metazoa; Arthropoda; Insecta; Diptera; Drosophilidae
Exons: 2
Coding region: 230-1363 (377 amino acids)
Biological process (GO): regulation of transcription by RNA polymerase II
Cellular component (GO): nucleus; transcription regulator complex
Molecular function (GO): DNA binding
Source: RefSeq, a predicted model, not a curated record
UCUCAGUUUUCUCUGUGCUUUCGGUGCGACAAGUACGAUAAGUUGUUGUUGUUGCUGCUGUGCACCAUUUAGAUUUGGCGGGCCCCAAAGUAGUGCGAAGACGAAGAAGCAGUAACUGCAGCAAGAUCCGUUAUUUGAAGCGUGUAUGCGUGCAUUUAAUGGACUCUGAUGUCACGUUACUUUAUUGUUGCAAACCGACCGAAUUUCAAUUCCAAAUACUAUUCAAAUAAUGGCACGGAAGGACGAUCCCGUUUUCAAUGUGAAAUUCGUGCAACUUGUGGAGAGCCAGCCCUGCCUAUGGAAUUAUACACACUCUGGCUAUAGCAAAAAGGAGGAAGUACAAAAAGCCUGGCAACAGGUGGCCAAUGAGAUAAAAGACACGGUACGAAAUUGCCGUGAACGAUGGCGCACUAUACGCAGCAGCUUUUUACGUUCCCUUAAAUUGGCUCGCACACAAACGGGUCGGGGCAAAAGGAAAUAUUAUUUAUCCAAGUACCUGCAGUUUCUUAUACCUUACACAAAAUCACGAUCGUGCCAUAAGCCUGCCAUGGGUACGGCAACAGCAGGUGGCAUGAGACUACGCAAGCCGAGCACAUCGUCGGCCUCAAUAAUGGGCGCUUUGGGGGCAACACAGCCGAUGACAAGGAUCGGGCAUAUGCGUUUGUUGGAGCAUCAUCAACAGCAGCAACAGCAACAGCAAAAUGGGACUAAGGUGAACGAUGCAGAUGUUGACGGUGGUGAUGGUGCAGAUGAAUCGGAUUUGGCCUUACCACUCGAUGUGCAUGUAUCUGAAGAGGAAGGGGAAUCGGAACAGCGCCGUGUAGAUCCUGACGAGGUAACGGAAGUAAAUAAAUCAGUACAAUCAAUGUCAACAGCCACAGCAUGCCUGCCCAUGCCUCUACGCCUGCAAACUAUUAAAGUUGAGCAACAGCAGCCCCAACAACAACAACAACAACCUCAGACGGAGAAAAUUGUGGCUCAUCAAUCGCUGGUGACUCUGCCGGUUACCAUGGCGGCAGCAGCAGCCGCAUUGGGGAAUCAAAUGGAUUGGGCAGAGAUAGCCGAUUGGCUUAAAUGUGGAACAGGCGGCUCGCACAAUCCACACCACUCUAAUGCGAAGCAUUUGCAGAAGAUAUCGACGUCUUCUCCUUCAUUAGCAGUCAAUGCAGCACUUCCAGUAACCGCAUCUGUAGAUCCAUCACCCCCAACAAUAGCUUCAGCAGCAUCAGCGCCAGAUGCAGACUAUUCAUUUCUAAUCAGCCUCCAUCCGUAUCUGAAAGAAAUGAAUGGCAAACAGAAUCGUCGAUUUCGUCAAAAGGUUGUUGGCCUUAUCGAUAAUAUACUGGAUAAUAUGGAUGUAUAAAAAACCAAACACAAUCAAACAAACCAACAGUGCCUAUUUGUUAAAUGUUUUGUACCAAGUAUAGUAGAUUUGAUUUGUAACUCACUUUUUGAAAAUUUGUUAACUGUUAUGCUAAGCUAAAGCAGCAAAAAAUAAACACGAAGCUUUAAA